Rangifer tarandus platyrhynchus (Svalbard reindeer) is the source of this 522-nucleotide messenger RNA. The record is from the annotation of a GenBank genome assembly. Lineage: Eukaryota; Metazoa; Chordata; Mammalia; Artiodactyla; Cervidae.
AUGGAGGAGACGCAGCGCGCCCGCUCGCACACGGUCACCACCACCGCCAGCUCCUUCGCCGAGAACUUUUCCACCACCAGCAGCAGCUUCUCCUAUGACCGCGACUUCCUCCGCACCCUGCCCGGGCUCCUCAUCGUGGCGGAGAUCGUUCUGGGACUGCUGGUAUGGACGCUCAUCGCUGGAACGGAGUACUUCCGGGUCCCUGCCUUUGGCUGGGUCAUGUUCGUAGCUGUGUUUUACUGGGUCCUCACCGUCUUCUUCCUCAUUAUCUACCUAACGAUGACCUACACCAGGAUCCCCCAGGUGCCCUGGACCACGGUGGGUCUGUGGUUUAACGGCAGUGCCUUCGCCUUAUACCUCUCAGCCGCUAUUGUGGACGCAUCUUCCGUCUCCCCGGAGAGAGACAGUCACAACUUCAACAGCUGGGCGGCUUCGUCGUUCUUCGCCUUCCUGGUUACCAUCUGCUACGCUGGAAACACAUAUUUCAGUUUUAUAGCUUGGAGAUCCAGGACCAUACAGUGA